Wyeomyia smithii (pitcher-plant mosquito) is the source of this 1299-nucleotide messenger RNA. RefSeq lists its product as uncharacterized. Lineage: Eukaryota; Metazoa; Arthropoda; Insecta; Diptera; Culicidae. Bases 1 to 1299 code for a protein of 432 amino acids. The transcript has a single exon. The record is from RefSeq and is a predicted model, not a curated record.
AUGGAUGUGGCCACAUUUGGAUCUUCAUGCUCACCUUGUUCCCUCCAAUAUAUCAAGAAUCUAAAUGCCAACGAACACGCCCAAACUCAUCCUGUAGCGGCAGCCGCGGUGGUAGCGAACCAUUACGUCGACGACUAUCUCGACAGCACAGACACGGUUGAUGAAGCAAUACAACUAGUCUCAGAUGUAAAAACUGUCCAUGCUAAUGGUGGAUUUGAAAUUAGACACUGGCUGUCCAGUUCUCCAGAAGUCCUCGAGCGAGUGGGGGGAGAGAAUUCAGAUAAAAUGAAACCCUUCGUACUAGAUAAAACCAACGCUAUUGAACGGGUUUUAGGCAUGGUCUGGCUGCCUCAAGAAGACGUAUUUUCCUUUUCUAUCGAGCUGCGAGAUGGACUAGCACAACUAUUACUAGGUGAGAGAAUCCCUACGAAAAGAGAAGUCCUGAGCCUCGUCAUGAGCGUGUUCGAUCCGUUGGGGCUAGUGGCAGUUUUCCUAAUCCACGUCAAAGUAAUGCUGCAGGAUAUAUGGAGGGCUGGAGCCGAUUGGGACGAUCGUAUAUCAGCGCAAUUACUACCACGAUGGAAACAAUGGAUUUUGCUGUUACAGGAUCUGCGAAGCAUCAAAGUGCAAAGGUGUUAUUUUCCGGGAUACCGCCCCAGUACGUAUGAUACGUUAGAACUUCACGUGUUUGUAGACGCCAGUGAGACAUCAUAUGCUGCAGCAGCUUAUUUUCGCGUGAUUGAUGGUGAUGAAGUUCGGUGUACCCUGGUACAAGCAAAAACUAAAGUCGCACCACUAAAACCGCUGUCUAUUCCACGCUUGGAAUUACAAGCUGCGGUUAUUGGCACUAGGUUGAUGAAAUCUAUCGUGUCGAGCCAUACGCUACAGAUCAAACGUAAAGUAAUGUGGAGUGACUCGAACACCGUCUUGGCUUGGUUGGCGGCAGAUCCCCGAAAAAGGACGCAGUUUGUGGCCUUCCGAAUCGGAGAAAUUCUAGAAAAUACAGAACUCGGUGAAUGGAAAUGGGUGCAGUCGAAAUGGAAUGUAGCGGAUGAGGCCACCAAAUGGGGCAAAGGACCUUGUCUGAACAUUGAUAGUCGGUGGUUUAAGGGCCCAGAAUUCCUGUACAAAGGUGAAGAAUGCUGGCCCAGAAAUAAAAUGAACGUUCCAGACACUACUGAGCUACGACCAAUUUACGUUCAUCCGCAUGUUGUUGCGAAACCAGUUGUGGAAUUUUCAUGUUUUCAAAGUGGGAGCGGUUAUUGCGCGCUGUUUUAUUCAACGAUGCCGAUACCCUAG